Molecule: messenger RNA, 2337 nt
Organism: Durio zibethinus
Lineage: Eukaryota; Viridiplantae; Streptophyta; Magnoliopsida; Malvales; Malvaceae
Source: RefSeq, a predicted model, not a curated record
AAAAGGGCAAAAGCUUGAAUUUGAAGCUUCAAAGUUGAUAGAAGAUAGGUCUGACCAGUGUCGAGCAUGUAUAUAUGUCAAUUGUCAUCCUCAUCGAUGCCAUGUCCUCACCCCAUUGACCCCUCCGUCUUCGUGCAAAGGUAAAAGGCCAGCAAUUAUAACCUGUAAAAGCCCCCCUCGGCCCACUAUCCUCUUCUCCUACUUUCAACAUUAACCUCCGAAGCAGAAAAGCAAAGAAACCAAAAGCAGAGCUCUUUCCUUUUUUGUGCUCUGAAAGCUAUGAGAGUCCCCGUUACAGCCCCACAAAACAACCAUUCUCUGACCCCAGAAGCUAACAAUAACGAUAACAGUACUACUAGAGCCAGGAACAUCAGUUUCGUUAACAGUGUUUCAGCCUCAUGCUAUGAGCCAACAUCGGUUCUUGAUCUUCGUCGGAACCCAAGUCCGGCGGUGCCAGAAAAGCCGGUUUCGAAUCCUGUCGAUGUUUCUAAUUGUAUAUCAGUGUCGAAUCCUCCUCCUCAUCAUCAUCAUCAGGCGCCUCUUGAGUGGGAGGAGCAUGUGCUGCGAAACAUGGAUUGGGAUUCCAUCAUGAAAGACUUGGGAUUGGAUGACGAAUCUGUGCCUGCUAUCAAAACUAUUCCUCCUCAAGCUAUUAGUCCCAGCAGCGAAAAUCAUAUCCAAAACCUCCCCGUGUUCACGCCCUGCGAGUUGACUCAACACUCCAUCCAUUCUGAUUUAGACAAUCUUUACGAUUUUUAUUCGGGUCUAAAUAAUAAUUACCUUGAUAGUUCUAAUAGUUGUAAUUUUCAUAAUAGUGGUAACUUCAACUUGGGCUUUGAUUUUAUAGAAGAACUGAUAAGAGCUGCGGAUUAUUUCGACACCCACGAAUUGCAGCUCGCGCAGGUGAUAUUGGCGCGGCUCAAUCAGCGGCUACGAUCUCCUUCGGGGAAACCGUUACAAAGGGCCGCUUUUUACUUCAAAGAAGCUCUCCAGUCUCUACUAACCGGGUCAACGCGGUCGACUAGUUUAUCUUCAUGGAGCCAAAUCGUUCAAACCAUCAAAGCCUACAAGGCCUUCUCUGGGAUCAACCCUAUUCCCAUGUUCACUCACUUCACGACCAAUCAAGCUCUCCUCGAAGCACUGGAUGGAUCAGCACCGUUGAUUCACAUCAUCGAUUUUGAUAUCGGACUGGGAAGUCAAUACGCUUCUUUAAUGAGAGAAAUAUCUGAAAGAGAUGAUCAUUCUUGCAAGUUCAUUCGAGUAACUGCCGUGGUUCCCGAAGAAUAUGCCAUUGAGACAAGGCUUAUCAAUGACAACCUUUUCCAGUUCGCUCAAGACCUUAAGUUAAGGUUUCAGAUUGAGUUUGUUCUUCUUCGAACCUUCGAAAUGUUGUCUUUUAAAGCUUUUAAUUUUAUGGAAGGAGAAAAAAUGGCAAUUCUUUUAUCUCCGUCUAUUUUCCGAUGUCUCAGUUUAAACGUCACGGCGUUUUUGAGUGACCUUCGGAGGAUUAAUCCAAGCGUCGUUGUCUUUGUGGAUAGUGAGGUAUGGAUGGAGUCAGGGGCGACGUCAUUCCGGAAGAGUUUCGUGAACAGUUUGGAGUUCUACACCAUGAUGUUUGAGUCGUUGGACGCGGCGGUCGCGGGUAGGGAAUGGGUGAGGAAGAUUGAGACGUUAUUGUUGCAGCCAAGGAUAUUGGCGGCGGUGGAGGUGGCUGCCCGGAGGACAGCACCACCGUGGAGGGAGGUGUUUUAUGGAGCGGGAAUGAGGGCGGUGCAUUUGAGUCAGUUUGCGGAUUUUCAAGCUGAGUGCUUGUUAGGGAAGAUGCCGGUUCAGGGAUUCCAGGUGGCGAAAAGACAGGCCCAAUUGGUGCUUUGCUGGCGCAAGAGUGCCCUGGUUGCCACGUCAGCUUGGAAGUGGAUAUAGGAUUAGGAGGAGAGGCUUGAUUCGGGACGUAAUUAUCUGUAUCCCAAUCCAAUUUAUUUUUUUUCUGUGUUUGGAUAUUUUUAUGGUCUAAUUUGGUGUAGCUAUUUUGAAAGAGCUGGGGGUACCUUAAGCUUUAGGUAGACUAGUUUUUUCUUAUCCAGUUAUCCAGAAUUAUAUAAUAUGAAUCUUCAAACAAGACUUUGUACCAAAAACUUGUGAAUCCCAGGGGGCAAUCCCCAGUAAUGAAAUCAAAUUCUAUUAUUUUUUGUUUUUUAUAAUUAUUAAUAUAAAUACAUGUAAGUUCAUUAAAAAAUUUCUUCCCAAAAUAUAUCCUGAUUUAUAAGUUAUAUACUCAAACUUAAUUAAUUACAAUUUUAUUCCAUCAUUUAGUUUUUAAAGAAUUAAGUAUAUACA